Dujonia railenensis is the source of this 1407-nucleotide messenger RNA. The record is from the annotation of a GenBank genome assembly. NCBI's taxonomy places the organism in Eukaryota, Fungi, Ascomycota, Pichiomycetes, Serinales, Debaryomycetaceae.
AUGGAUGGUGAUCAUUUUAACCCUGAUUACUACAAAUAUCUUUUGUCCUCCUUAACACUUAACUCCAGAGCUAUAAUAACAGAACUAACAACUGCUGCUGAAAAGUUCUCCGAUAACGCUGAAGACAUUGUUGUCCUCAUAGAGGAAAGGAUCAAAAAAUGUCUACCACAACAUAAGCUCUUUUCAAUCUAUUUAUUAGAUUCGAUUUGCAAGAACAUAGGUAAUCCUUACAACUUAAUCUUUAGCUCCAAGUUGUAUAAGAUCUUUACAGAUAGCUAUUUGGUGGUCACAGACACUCCGACGAGGCAACUGCUCAUUGAAUUAUUCAAGACAUGGUCUAGAGCCAAAACCAGUGCUGGUGUUAAUCUUUUUCCAGCAGAUGUAAUUAGUAAGAUAGAAAAAUUCAUUAUUAAGGCUACUUCCUUACAGGACCAGCAGUCUCUUUUGCAAUCACAAGGAGGAUCAGUUGGUGCAAACGGAAGUGGAGCGGCCACAACACAUUAUCUUACACCAGAUAUGUUGCUAAGGGAAGGUAAUUGCCUCUUGCAGUAUAUCAUUGCAUUGAACACCGAGCUUGAUAAAUACCCUGUCAAUGAGAAGAUGGAGAGAUUCCAGUUGAAGCAAGACUCAAUAAGAAAUCCUAUCAUUCUGCAAAUCAACUAUAUUAGCGAGUCGAUCAUGGCUACAGGUAAGCUGAAAGCAUUUGAUAUGAAGUCUCAUGCAUUUCAUAAUGAGUUGUUAGGGUUUAGAAAAGUACUAGACGAACAAGUAAUUGUGCAAAGACAAUUCCUAAAGGAUACUUACAGCAACGCAAAUAAGCUAUCCCAGCAACCAUUAGCGACAGGGCAACAGGAGAACAUUAAAAUCAGCUUCGCUCAACCAGAUAUCAAGCUUUUUGCUAGUUGGAAACUAGAGAUUUCGGAAGAUUCAAACUUGGAGGAGUUAGUCAGGACAUGGGGUAAGGUUGUGAGUGAAAAGGUACUGUUAGUAGAGUCAACGCCUGUAAUACAAAUCAAAGAACCACUGCCGCCUGCUGGAGAAAUGGAGAGGGAUGCUAUACCAUUACCAGAAGAAGCUGGAUCCGCUGCGAAUGCACUUGGAAUGAACUUCAAUUCCUUGAAUUUUAUGGAUUCCAUGCUUUCUUCUAGCACGUCCGAGCCUUAUAUUAGCCCUGAAGCAGAUAGAAGUCCAGAAAGAGGUAGAAGUGAGAGUGAAAGUGAGAGUGAAGACGGAGAGAGUGCUGGAGAAGCCGAUAUUGCAUUAUACAACCCUCAGGAUGUGACCAACGAAUCGUUGAAAAUGGCAAAAGUACCGAGAUUCACUGGAGUUAUGCCACCAUCCAAUUUGAAGAAGAGAAGUGCCGACGACAGCGAGAAGAAGUCAAAAAGAGUCAGGUUCGCCGAUUGA